This is a messenger RNA of Nematolebias whitei (Rio pearlfish), 6648 nucleotides long. Its product is annotated as disks large homolog 5. Gene Ontology annotation, molecular function: protein binding. Gene Ontology annotation, biological process: regulation of apoptotic process. The transcript is spliced from 33 exons. Bases 18 to 5930 code for a protein of 1970 amino acids. The record is from RefSeq and is a predicted model, not a curated record. Lineage: Eukaryota; Metazoa; Chordata; Actinopteri; Cyprinodontiformes; Rivulidae.
GGUGGGGGGGCGAGGAGAUGGAGCCCCAGCGUAAAGAGUUGUUGGAGAAAUGUUCCCAGAACUUGUUGGAGUCGAUAACGGACGCGGACCGAGUUGUGGAUGUUCUGGCUCACUGCGGGGCUCUGAGUCCGACCGAGCGGUGCGAGCUGGCGCACAGCUCCACCAACUCUGGGAAAGUGGACCUUCUCCUGAAGAUCCUGCUAAGUAAGGACCGAGACUGCUUCGCGGAGUUCUGCACGGCGCUGGAGACGACGCACCCGCACCUGCAUGCGUUGCUGCUGGAUGGCAUCGGACCAGUGGACCACACAUCUGGGUCCACUUACAGCGUCUUGUCCACCAUGCCAUCAGACUCGGAAAGCAGCAGCUCACUCAGCAGCUUAGGUACUUCUGGUCAAGCCUCCUCACCUCUCCCCACCAACAUCGACGGCCACAGAGUCAACGAGAAGAUGGAGACAGUCCUGUUCCAGCUGAGACAAGUGACUUGUGAAAGGGACGAAUUACUCAAACGCUUGCCACAUUCUUUACCUGGAACUACUUUUGAAGAAUGCAGACUAAACUCAAAAACGGGUCAUGACUACGAGCGCCUAAAGCUGCAGUGCAUGAAGGCAAUGGCAGACCUGCAGUCCCUGCAGAACCAGCAUAGCACCACCCUGAAGCGUUGUGAGGAGGCUGUGAAGAAAGCAGACUUUUACCGAUGUCUUGCGGGUGAGCACAAUCAGCUGAAAGAGGAGCUGGAGGCAGUCGGACAGCACAACAUCCAGCUGGUCAGAGAGUUGAACCACGUGAAGCAGGCCUGCGAGGAGCUGAGGAGGCUGCAUGAAGACGACCAGAGGGAAGUUUCUGAUAUGAGGAUGCUGCAGCAGCAGGUGAUGAGAGAGGGUUCAUCUGAAAUCCUAAACAAGAUGUAUGAAACGGCUGUAGACAAGUUGGAGGUGAUGAAGAGCGACUACGAGGCUCUAAGGAAGCGUUACAAUGAAAAGACAGCCAGUCACAAUGUGGACUUGAUUCGUUUGGACCAGCUUGAGGAGGAGAACCACCGACUACAGAAAACACUGGACAUUCUGUCUAAACAGAGGGACGCUGCCAUCCACUAUCAGCAGCAGUACUCCUCUUCAGUUAAAAGGUUUGACAACACUAAAGAACUGAACAAAGCCACAGCGCAGAACAAGGAGCUGCAGAGAGAGUUGGACCGGCUGCAUUCUGAGACGACACGGUUAAAGACCCAGCAGCUCAAGGCUGUGAAGGACUGCGAGAAGUACAAGGAAGAGCGGGACUCUGUGAUCAGCGAGUAUCGCUUGAUCAUGAGCGAAAGGGACCAGGUGAUCAAAGAGGUGGACAGGCUUCAGACGGGCCUGGAGGUGGCGGAAGCAAAGCUCAAGAACAAUUCCUCAGAGAGACGAGUGGCCAACGAGGAGCUGGAAUCUCUGCGACAAGAACUGGCCUCUGCACUAGUGGACAGAGAUCAAGCAAUCUGUGAAAAGAACGAGCUGCUGGAGAAAUACUGCCAUGAGGUGAAGGACAAGACGGAGGCUCAGAAGGAGCUGAGUCAGGCCUGCAAAGCCAUUGAGACAGUGCGUGAGGAGAGGGAUGUGGCCCGCAAGGAGAGGACAGAGGCCAUCAUUCAGAGGGACCAGCUGCUGCGAGAGUAUUACCAGGCCAGACAGAAACAAGACUCCGCUACUCUGGACAUGGAGCGAGCCAACAAGGAGAUCGAGAUGCUGAGGAAGCAGUACGAGGCCAUCUCUCAGGAGCUGAAGGAAGCGCUGCAAGAAGCAGAGGUGGCCAAAUGUCGACGGGACUGGGCCUUUCAGGAGCGGGACAAGAUAGUGGCAGAGAGGGAGAGCAUACGCACGCUGUGUGACAACCUGAGACGAGAGCGAGACAGAGCUGUGAGUGAUUUGGCAGAUGCUCUAAGGAAUCUGGAUGACAUGAGAAAGCAGAAAAAUGAUGCUACACGGGAACUCAAAGAACUAAAAGAAAAGCUGGAUAAUCAAUUGGAGAAGGAAGCACGAUAUCAGCAGCUGAUUGUUCACAGUUCACACGAUUCAGCCAUAGACACAGACUCUAUAGAAUGGGAAACGGAAGUUGUAGAGCUUGAAAAGCAAAGAGAUAUGGAUUUGAAUGCUCUUGGGUUUGAAAUUGCUGAAGGGGUAAAUGAUUCAUAUUUACCAGGCGAUAGCAUCAUAUUUGUCUCCAAGGUGGAUAAAGGAGGUAUUGCUGAAGGGAGAUUAAGGGUGAACGAUUGGCUGUUGAAAAUAAAUGAUGUCGAUUUGACUAAUAAGGACAGAAAGCAGGCGAUCAAAGCUGUGUUGAACGAGGAGGGGGUGAUCAAUAUGGUGGUACGAAGACGAAAGUCGUGUGGGGGACGGAUUGUUACUCCGAUCCAGAUAAACCUGGCCGGACACAAAGACUGUGGCAUUAGUUUGGAAAGUGGAGUUUUUGUUGCCAGUUUGGCUGCAGGAAGUCCAGCCUCCAGAGAUUGUAAUCUUACUGUUGGUGACAGACUAUUAGCGAUCAAUGGGAUUGAACUUGAUGACAAAUGUCUCUCUGAAUGUGAAUCUCUGUUGAGGAACUGUGGAAACUCUCUCAGGAUCUCCCUAAUGAAGUUUUUCCCACCGAGCUGUUCCGGACACAAUUUGUUUGAAAUGUUGAGGGACUCAGAAAAGACUUUGCGGUUCCAGUCUGGAGAAAUCCACACCAGGAGCUGCAGGAACUCUAAGCACAACUGCUCGACUCAAACUGAAAGCUACAAGUCGGGCAGCAGAGAAGAGCGCGUCUUUAAAGAAACUUGUGAUUCUUUGGAAAACGGCAGCAGCUCUCAUCCCCGCCACAAAACCUUUUCCCAUAGCUCCCAGCACGCCUGCUCGGUUUCCAUUUCCCACAGUCCUUCAGAGCCGCAUCCAGCACUCUGUUACCGGAGGCCGGAUCUCGGCCCUCAUCCUCUCACCUUCACCCCUGUUCUUUCUGAAGGAAACUCUACUCAGUCGUCUGUAGAUGGAGGGCAGAGCUUUCCGCUGAAGGCUGGUGGAGGGACAUGGCCAAAAGUCAUAAUGGGAACUUCUAUUACUGAAGCAAACCCACUGUCAAUCUUUAAAAAACCCAAACAGAGGAAGUCCAUCUUUGAUGUGGCUGCUUUCAGGAGGCCUGAGGCAAACCCUCAGCUGGACUACAUGUCUCAAAUGUCCAAGCACUCUCCACAAAGCUCCGUGUCUGAACCUGCUCAGACACCACCCACCCCACCAGCCAGGAGCGACUCGUUUAGAUUCAAACAUCGUCAACAAAACAGCUCUGCGUCCGACUCCACCAUCACCAAUGGCACUCCUCCUGCCUCUGCGGCUCAAGGCGCAAGCCCCCAGGAUGAGGGGUUGGUGGGGAGCCAGCUCUACUACGUCAACACGCCUCCAGAAAAGACCAAGAAACACUGUGAGGAUGAAGGGAGUCGACGCAGAGCAGAGAUGCAGGAGAGGAGGCGGUACCGUCCAAAAUCUGCACCAGCUCUGCGGCGGAAUGUGACUCCGUUACACAUCCCUGCUCCCAUGCAGACACAAAGUUUCUCUAACGAUGAGCACUCCCCGGAGCCAGUGGACUUGUUACGUUUCUCUCCUUUGAGGACUAAUCGUUACAGCAUGCCAUUUGCACCCCCGGGCUACAUUAGCAUCUCGGCACACCCACCCCAGCGACGUUUAGCGCAGUGUCCUGCUGUGGCAGCUGCUAUGAAGAACCCAGUUUAUACAACCUUGAGCCACGAGAUUCAAACCAACAACUGUCCUUCAGCUCCUAACUCAGGAAUCCAUCUUCAUUCACAACAGAGGCCCCAGAAUCAUGGACCCCUUAGUCUGGACCUCAGCCACAAGCGCAAUGGAGACUUGACGGAGACCAACUGCAGCCAAACACCACACGGCACUGACUCGCUGCCCUCUGCAGCCAGGCUGAGCUCCCCUGGUGCUUUACGGUUUCGUGCAGAACGCAUUAAGAUCCCUCCAGCUCGUUCCUGUCGCUCUGCUGGAUCAGACAAAGGCUCUCUUUCACACUCGGAGUGUAGCAGCCUGACGCCUCCGACGUCACCCGUCAACUUGGACACAUCGUCUUUCUCCAGCAGCCAAUCCCAAAGCUCCACUUCCUCCCAGCCCAGGAUAUCAGCCAGUCCUGCUCCAGCUGGUGACAGGAGGGAAGGGCCAUUCUUGGGAGAACCACGCAACGUGACUGUACAGAAAGGAGCCGAGCCGUUGGGAAUCUCCAUAGUGAGUGGAGAAAACGGCGGAGUAUUUGUGUCCAAAGUAACGGCGGGCAGCAUCGCUCAUCAAGCUCGACUAGAGUUUGGCGACCAGCUGCUCGAGUUUAACGGAAUCAAUCUUCGAAAUGCCAACGAGCAACAGGCACGGCUGGUGAUCGGCCAGCAGUGUGACACGGUCACCAUUUUAGCCCAGUAUAACCUGCACAUGUUUCAGCUGGGAAAUCAUUCUCAUUCAGGCUCUCAGAUGGAGUCCUUCAGCAACCAGGUGACAACCCAAGGUGACGUAGCUCCAAGCUGGGACAAUCACUCUGUCGAUAAUCUAAGUGAGCAGGACGAGGGGACCAUGACUCCUUCAUCCAGGCUGACCACUCCUGCCACAAGUCCUCACAACUCCUUCAGGCUUCCAGGCUCAGUUUCACUCAGAGCUGCAGAAUCUCGGUUGGUGAGGUUGAAGAGGAUUCAUGCAGAGUUGGGGAUUCAGAUUUGCGGAGGAAACAUUAAUGGGAUUUUUGUGGAGAUGCUGGACGAUGACAGCCCGGCGAAGAGCCCAGAUGGACUGCUGCCUGGAGACCUGAUUCUGGAGUUCAAUGGCAUCAGCAUGAAGAAUAAAACUAAAGAAGAUGCUUACCUGGAAAUGUUAAAACCAGCUGAAACUGUCACAUUCAAGGUCCAAAACUGUGCAGGCAGCCUCGCUGACAUCAAAGAGUCUCCUGCAGAUGGAUUCUUCAUUAGAGCACUUUAUGAGCGGGUGGCAGAAGUAGAGCAGGAACUGAGCUUUAAGAAGGAUGACAUCCUGUAUGUUGAAGACACGCUGCCAAAUGGCAAUUUUGGUUUCUGGAUGGCCUGGCAUCUCGAUGAGGGUGGACAGAAACUGGAAAAGGGGCAGAUUCCAAGUAAAUACAUGAUGGAUCAGGAGUUUUACAGAAGACACGGCAUGGCUGAUGUGAAGGAUGACAACGGCACCAGUAAGACCACGUCUGCUGCUGCACGAAGGUCAUUCUUCCGCCGGAGGCUGAAGCACAAACGUAGUGGAUCUAAGGACGGGAAGGAGCUGAUGGUUCUGGACGCCAUCAGUACAGACACUUUUCCAGUUACAGAAGAUGGAAUGAGCCUGAUGUACCAGCGGGUUCAGAAGGUGGACUGCUCGUUCCCCAGAGCAGUGCUCAUCUUGGGUCCUUUAGUAGAGGCCAUUAAAGACGUGCUGGUGAAGGAAGCUCCUGCCAAGUUCUGCCGCUGUCUGCCUGAAAUCAUGAAGGCGUCUCAGCAGGCAAUAGAGCGAGGAGUAAAGGAUUGUGUGUUCAUCGACUACAAACAAAGGAGCGGGCAUUUCGAUGUGACAACUGUUGCGUCCAUAAAGGAGAUCGCCGAGAAGGACUGUCACUGUUUACUUCACAUUGCUCCUUAUGCCAUCGAACGUCUUCACAGCGUUCACAUCUACCCAAUCAUCAUAUUCAUUCGCUACAAAAAUGCCAAACACAUAAAAGAGCAGAAGGAUCCGUUGUACCUGCGAGAUAAACUCUCUCAGAAACACUCCAAGGAGCAGUUUGAGGCGGCGCAGAGAAUAGAGCAGGAAUACAGCCACUUCUUCACAGGCGUUGUCCAGGGAGGCAGCCUCUCUCACAUUUGCACUCAGAUCAUGACCCUUGUGGAGCAGGAACAGAAUAAAGUCCUGUGGAUUCCAGACGGAGCGCCAUAAGAACUUCAUCUCACCACAGCUCGCCUGCAGCCGUCAUGUAGUGAUUGUUGUCCCAGCAGGAUUCACCAUACAUGGAUAUUCUUGUACACCGCAGCCGAGCUCCGUUAACAGCCAUCAGCACUGAUGGCGCAAUAUUCCACUACAGUAGUGAUGAACUGUACUACAGAUAGAUUUGUUUACACUAGUAUUUAAUACUUGAAUGUUUUAUCAUCCAUCAUAUUUUAGAAGCUCUGUUCUCGUUUUUGUUGCAUGAAUGUGUUGAACCACAACGAAUCUGCACCAAUGGAAACCAGAAGACCAUGUUGUUGAAAUGAAGACGUUAUGUCACAUGUUUAUAUGUAUUUUACCUCCCAUUUAAUUUAUCUAAUCAAAUGAAUGUUGUUUCUUUAAACCCUUUUGUACUUGCGUAGUUUAAUGUUAGAAUAUUUAUUUAUAGAGGAAAAGUACUGAUGUUGCAGUUUUUGUGUUGUCAUUUUCAUUUCAGUCCUCCAACAUGACCUUGUGCCAACUUUAUAAGUUCUUCUUGGAAAGCUAAACGCCACCACUUCAAGCAUAAACCAUGUAGCAAGUUUGGUUUAGUUUCACUACUUUGUGUCCUGCUGGUUCUGCUAAUCUACGUCUUUAAACACGUGACAUGUAAAGGGAUAUUUUAGAUAUGGUUCAUGUUUAGCUGUCAACUAUAAUUACCGUAUUUUUCAGACUAUAAGGCGCAAUAUCG